This is a messenger RNA of Cucurbitaria berberidis CBS 394.84, 2184 nucleotides long. RefSeq lists its product as uncharacterized. The transcript has 5 exons. Bases 1 to 2184 code for a protein of 727 amino acids. The record is from RefSeq and is a predicted model, not a curated record. Lineage: Eukaryota; Fungi; Ascomycota; Dothideomycetes; Pleosporales; Cucurbitariaceae.
AUGGCCUCAAUCAAAGUCCCCCCAACAGAAUAUCAUCAUUUCGUACCACAGUUCAUUCUCAGGAACUUUUCCCAUAAAUAUUACCAUUCUUCGCGCAACUCCAAGACUACUUCCGGGAGUAGGAAAAGAAAUAAAAAGAAUCAACUCCAUCCAGGCGAGCCAGCAUUACAUGUUAUAGACCUCAAACACGAAAUACCACAACUAUCCGAGUCACCAGUCAAACGCACUUUCGGACUUAUGGAUAUGUAUCAAGACAUUACCAACACGGCUGAUCACAACUUCUUGGAGAAAGAGAUUGGGAAGCUUGAGUCUAGGGUUAGCUCACUUAUUGCCGAUAUCAGGAAAGCCUCUGAAUCCGGGAAAAGCGGUUUCUCCAUGUCCCGCCAGCAAAGAGAUAUGCUGCGCAAAUUCCUUUUCAUCAUGAAAUACCGGGGGCCGGGCUUUCAUCGACGCUUCCAUGGCGACGAAUCGGGCCAAUACAAAGAAGACGAUGCGGAUCAGUUCGAAAGAUAUAUGCAAGAGCAGGGAUAUAAAAGCCCAGUCGAGGUGUGGUCCAAGAGCAUCAAAACCAUUCUAAACCUGACGAUGGAUUUGCAAGGCCAAUGGCAGGAAACACUGCUUAGCAGCAUAUACCCAGAUGAUGCCAUGUGGUUCAUUAUGCACACAGAGUGGUAUUUCAUGGCCUUCUGUACACCAAGCGACCCAAGUAGCGAGUUUGUUCUCACUGAAAACUGCUACAAUGUUCACGAGGGGCCGAACAGUACCGCGUUGAAUCCGUCCACUGACGAGUGGGAAGUUACUUCCUGGACCUCAUACCAUGAAUUCAGCCCCAUCUCUCCAAAGUUGAUCCUAAUUCUUAGGAGUGUACUCCUUCCCAACGAGGAGGAAGACGCGUCUGAGAGUAUAAGAGAAUGGCGGCGACAGAUAUAUGAAACUAGUCGCAAUUCCCAUGCAAAUCCCGCUACCGCCAUAUCAUCAUUAGAAGAUCUGCCCAUUAGGAAACCACGGAACUCCUAUUCUCAGAGAUCUUCCCAAGGAAUUGAGUUCCUACCGGGUGAAGAUGGGUCCCGGCGUUCCCACCAUCGGUUCACCUUCCCGUUCUUCAAGUUAGACACCAAUCAAAUAAAAAGGAUCAACUGCAUAUUUCUCGACAACGCACAUCUCACAUCUGAAAUCGUCUUCAAUUCCGCGUCAUCCCUGAGGGAAUCCCUACAAUACUAUCUUGAACUUCCGGCUGAUCAGGGCUAUAAGUUGGUCCACCGACAGAAAAACGAUGCACGAUUAGUCUACAUAAAGAAGCUUGAAACAAUCAUCAAUACUCUGGGAUCCACUGUGAGCUUAGUGUACAAACAGGCUCUCUGCGUAGAUGACAUGGAAAAGUUGAAGGCUUCUACACUCAAACAGCUACAGGAAGAUAUGUUGAAACACUUACCUGAGCAACCUACGGAGUUUAUGCAGCUCUACAAUACACUUGGGGGAACUCACGAUACCUUUUUCACGGAUAUGGAACAAGCUGGGAAGAUGCGUUUCUUACGGAUAAAAAUCGACGUUUGUACCCAAGGCUUCCGCGAAGCCAUCAGAGAGAAGGUGCGCGAAAAUCUAAGAGAUAUCUUCUGUCAGCUUCCUGCUCGUCGGCUCUGGUUAUACCUCAAGUCCCUUAGGGUAAUGUCGCUAGGAUCACCCGGAUCCCCGGAUGAAAUCAUGUCUAAUGAAAGUAUGGACGGACCGGAAGACGUCAUCGUAAAAGCCAGCCAAGUUGUGCGCCCGGAGUGUCUGGGCCUCCUCUUGCAUUUCACGGUCAUGCAAGACAUACAACACAGGAAGAAUCCAGGGCUUGGUCCUUCUUCGAACUUCGAGUUUGAUGAGACUGGGCUGCAACGCCUACGAAUGAUCACAAAUCUGACUUUCGCUCCUGUGGGAAGUAUCCGCGAUUGUGGAAUUAGGUGCAUUCAGGAUGCCGCGAUAGCCCAAACUAACAUGUUGCGAUUCACGGGAAUGUAUAAAGAAUACAUGAAUCCGAUAUGGAGUGUAGAUGAAAACAUCGAGGUACUCACAAGGUCAUUUCUCCGGGAUGAUAUGAGAUCUAUCCUUGCUGGACAACUACCUGAAGGUACAUUAGAGGAGCUCAGCGAUGUCUUAUUCAAUGUUGUAUAUCCUGCAUAUACUGACAUUCAGAAAGAAUAG